UGUCCCAGUCUGAACCGGUUUCAGCCGGUUGCGAGUGUGUUGCACUAGAGCAGAAGAAGCGCCUCUUUCAGCCUCCCAGCUCGCUACGUCGCGCCUCCACCACGGGUAGAAACUUACUAAUACAGUCUUACCCGCAACCAACGGGGAUUUUACCUGAACACAUGUGCCAGGGCUCUAAUUGACAACCACCGACCAUUAAGCAGCAUUAUUAAUUUCACCCAUAGUAUUAUUUACCUCAGCCAGCUACUUUCUCAGUGGGUGUGUGGAAAGCAGACCCCGCCAACCUGGGCCUUCGGAGAAUUGAAUCUACCUCCGUUUAAUUUCAUUUGGUUUCAUCCUUCAUUCAUUUAAAAACUAAAUUUCAACCAAGGACGGGAUAUAAAUAUCCGCCACGAUUUAUUUACCUCCAGGGAGAAAAUAAUAAUAAAAAAGGCUGUUUCCAAAUCUGUUAUAAAGGAGGGCCGUCGCUGCCUGCUUAGCCCGUGUGUGCACGUUUUUGGGGGUUGUACUGGUAAGAGGUGUAGAAUUACUCUUUUCGGGGUCCUUCUUUUGGCGGAGUUUCACUCCCCUUCUCAUCGUCCGGUUUGCCCCACGUUGUCCUGAGGAAAAGGCACCUCCAGAUCACGUAAUCUAUGCCAGCAAUUAUGACCAUGUUAGCGGACCAUGCAGCUCGGCAGCUGCUGGACUUCACUCAGAAACUCGACAUCAACCUUCUGGACAACGUGGUGAAUUGCUUGUACCAUGGAGAGGGGGCUCAGCAAAGAAUGGCGCAGGAAGUCCUGACACACUUAAAAGAACAUCCUGAUGCUUGGACAAGAGUCGACACCAUUUUAGAGUUCUCGCAGAACAUGAAUACCAAAUAUUAUGGACUUCAGAUAUUGGAAACGGUAAUUAAAACAAGAUGGAAGAUUCUUCCUCGGAACCAAUGUGAAGGUAUAAAAAAAUAUGUUGUUGGAUUAAUAAUUAAGACCUCAUCUGAUGCCAACUGUGUUGAGGCAAAGAAGGUGUAUAUUGGAAAACUGAACAUGAUUCUAGUUCAGAUACUGAAACAGGAAUGGCCCAAACACUGGCCAACAUUUAUAAGUGAUAUUGUGGGUGCGAGUCGGACCAGCGAGAGCCUCUGUCAGAACAACAUGGUUAUUUUGAAGCUUCUGAGUGAGGAAGUAUUUGAUUUUUCAAGUGGACAAAUAACACAAGUAAAAGCCAAACAUUUGAAAGACAGCAUGUGCAAUGAAUUCUCCCAGAUAUUUCAGCUCUGUCAGUUUGUAAUGGAAAACUCCCAAAAUGCACCACUUGUUCACGCGACGUUGGAAACACUGCUUCGAUUUCUUAACUGGAUACCACUGGGGUAUAUCUUUGAAACAAAACUGAUCAGUACGCUAAUAUACAAGUUUCUCAAUGUCCCUAUGUUCAGAAAUGUGUCUUUAAAGUGCCUCACUGAGAUUGCAGGAGUUAGUGUGAGCCAGUAUGAAGAGCAGUUUGUAACCCUUUUCACGUUGACAAUGAUGCAGUUGAAACAGAUGCUGCCUUUGAACACAAAUAUUCGUCUUGCAUAUGCAAAUGGAAAAGAUGACGAGCAGAAUUUCAUUCAGAAUCUCAGCUUGUUUCUUUGUACGUUUCUCAAAGAACAUGGACAAUUGAUAGAAAAAAGGCUGAACUUGAGGGAAACGUUAAUGGAGGCUCUUCAUUAUAUGUUGCUGGUUUCUGAGGUCGAAGAGACUGAAAUCUUUAAAAUCUGCCUUGAGUACUGGAACCACUUAGCAGCCGAGCUUUACAGGGAAAGCCCAUUCUCAACAUCCGCAUCCCCGCUGCUUUCAGGCAGUCAACAUUUUGAUGUCCCUCCAAGAAGACAGUUAUAUCUGCCUGUUCUGUCAAAGGUGCGUUUGCUGAUGGUCAGCCGAAUGGCCAAGCCAGAGGAAGUUCUUGUCGUAGAGAAUGAUCAGGGUGAAGUUGUUCGCGAAUUCAUGAAGGAUACAGAUUCUAUUAAUUUGUACAAGAAUAUGCGGGAAACAUUGGUGUACCUCACUCACUUGGAUUAUGCAGACACAGAACGAAUUAUGACAGAAAAACUGCACAACCAAGUUAACGGAACAGAAUGGUCGUGGAAAAAUUUGAAUACUUUGUGUUGGGCUAUCGGAUCAAUCAGUGGAGCGAUGCAUGAAGAAGAUGAAAAAAGAUUUCUGGUUACAGUUAUUAAAGAUUUGCUUGGCCUCUGUGAGCAAAAACGUGGGAAGGACAAUAAAGCCAUCAUUGCAUCAAACAUUAUGUAUAUUGUGGGUCAAUAUCCAAGGUUUCUCAGGGCCCAUUGGAAAUUUUUGAAGACGGUAGUAAACAAGUUGUUUGAGUUUAUGCACGAAACGCAUGAUGGUGUACAGGAUAUGGCUUGUGAUACUUUCAUCAAAAUAGCACAGAAAUGUCGUAGGCAUUUUGUUCAAGUACAAGUUGGAGAAGUGAUGCCUUUCAUUGAUGAGAUCCUGAACAACAUUAAUACCAUAAUCUGUGAUCUUCAGCCACAGCAGGUUCACACGUUUUAUGAAGCUGUUGGAUACAUGAUUGGGGCACAGACAGACCAAACUGUUCAAGAGCACUUGAUAGAAAAAUAUAUGUUGCUUCCCAAUCAAGUAUGGGACAGUAUUAUUCAGCAAGCCACAAAAAAUGUUGACAUAUUGAAAGAUCCAGAAACGGUCAAACAACUCGGCAGCAUUCUAAAAACAAAUGUCAGAGCGUGUAAGGCUGUUGGUCACCCUUUUGUUAUUCAACUUGGAAGAAUUUACUUGGAUAUGCUGAAUGUGUACAAGUGCCUAAGUGAAAACAUUUCUGCAGCUAUUCAGGCAAAUGGCGAAAUGGUCACAAAACAGCCACUGAUACGGAGUAUGAGAACCGUUAAAAGAGAAACGUUAAAACUGAUUUCAGGGUGGGUCAGCAGGUCUAAUGAUCCUCAAAUGGUCGCUGAAAACUUUGUACCACCCUUGUUGGAUGCAGUUCUAAUUGAUUAUCAGAGAAAUGUUCCGGCUGCCAGAGAGCCUGAAGUACUUAGCACAAUGGCCACUAUUGUAAACAAGCUUGGAGGCCAUAUUACAGCUGAAAUACCUCAAAUAUUUGAUGCCGUUUUUGAAUGCACAUUAAACAUGAUAAAUAAGGAUUUUGAAGAGUAUCCGGAGCACAGGACAAACUUCUUUCUGCUUCUGCAAGCUGUAAAUUCCCACUGCUUUCCUGCAUUUUUGGCUAUCCCUCCAGCUCAGUUCAAAUUGGUUUUGGAUUCUAUAAUUUGGGCUUUUAAACAUACAAUGAGAAAUGUUGCAGAUACAGGCCUGCAAAUCCUGUACACGUUAUUGCAAAAUGUUGCUCAAGAGGAAGCCGCUGCCCAGAGUUUUUAUCAGACCUACUUUUGUGACAUACUUCAGCACAUCUUUUCAGUUGUGACAGACACCUCUCACACUGCUGGUUUAACCAUGCAUGCCUCAAUUCUGGCAUAUAUGUUUAAUUUAGUGGAAGAAGGAAAGAUAAAUACCCCUUUGAAUCCAGCAAGCCCACUUAACAAUCAGCUAUUUAUUCAUGAAUAUGUGGCUAAUCUGCUAAAGUCAGCUUUCCCUCACCUGCAAGAAGCCCAGGUUAAACUGUUUGUGACCGGCCUCUUCAGUUUAAACCAGGAUAUUCCAGCUUUUAAAGAACAUCUUAGGGAUUUCCUCGUUCAGAUAAAGGAAUAUGCUGGGGAAGACACAUCAGACUUGUUCCUGGAAGAAAGGGAAGCAGCCCUUCGACAAGCCCAAGAAGAAAAACACAAACUUCAGAUGUCUGUUCCUGGCAUUCUCAAUCCACAUGAAAUUCCUGAAGAAAUGUGUGAUUAGUUUUUAGAAGCCAAGUUAUGUUAAUUCCCUCCUCCCACUGGACAUAAUUUUUGUUCAGAUAAACAUCACUUUGAUUACUGCUGACCAAAAUGAUGCCAAUUUGUAAAUUAUGUCACCUAGUGGCCCUUUUCUUAUGCGUUUUUGUAUAAAAAAAAUUUCUGUGAAAUAUCCUUCUGUAGUUUAAAAGCUUUGGUCAUCUAGAUUUGCAUGAAAAAUAUUAUAUAAAUAUAGAUAUCUAUAUCUAUAUAUAUAUAUAUAUCCCUCUUAAUUUCAUCAGGCCCAUUGUCUCAUGGCUUUAAGGUAGCACAGGUCCAUUAACUAAGAACCUAUAUUUUUGUCUGUUGUAAAAGUAGUCCCUCCCCCUUUUCAGCAUAUAUUUUUUUAAUUAAAUGGAUUUUCUUUCCAGAUAUUUCUGCGUAGAAGGGAUUCCAAUGAUUAAAACAAAUUCUCUUGUGUAUACAAGUACAAAAUGGCUGCAUAAUCUGAACAAUUAAGUAUUUUUUGCUUUUUGGUUGAGGUGGGCUAGUCUAUAUAACAUACUACAGGUUGGCUAGUAGAACCAUGAUCAUGUGCAUAUCAUCCCAUUGUAAAGCAACUUCAGAAAAUAUGGGAACACAGUACAGUUAGUUAUUUUUACAGAUUUUGUUUUGUGUGUGUGCUGUCGCUUUGUCGACAACAGCUUUUUGUUUUCCUCAAUGAGGAGUGUUGCUCAUUUGUGAGCCUUCAUUAACGAGAAGUGAAAUGGUUAAAAAAAAUAUUUAUCCUGUUAGAAUAGGCUUGCAUCUUUUUAACAACUCAUAAAAUUCUGGCUUUUGAGAUGACUUGUACUAAUUUACAUUGUUUACCAUGCUGUAGUGCUUUAAGAACACUACUACUUAAAAAGCAAAAUAAACUUGGUUUACAUUUA
This is a messenger RNA of Spea bombifrons (plains spadefoot toad), 4755 nucleotides long. It is a transcript of the gene XPO1, whose product is annotated as exportin 1. The record is from RefSeq and is a predicted model, not a curated record. The transcript is spliced from 25 exons. Gene Ontology annotation, cellular component: cytoplasm; nucleus. Gene Ontology annotation, molecular function: nuclear export signal receptor activity; small GTPase binding. Lineage: Eukaryota; Metazoa; Chordata; Amphibia; Anura; Pelobatidae. The coding region runs from base 633 to 3848 and encodes 1071 amino acids. Gene Ontology annotation, biological process: protein export from nucleus; ribosomal large subunit export from nucleus; ribosomal small subunit export from nucleus.